AUGGCAGACAACCUGCUCAGUCAGAACCCCGCUGAGACGGUCGGCAACACCCCCAAGGGCGGACGCAAGAACCGGAACAAGGACCAAAGCGGCGACGAUGACAAGUCUCUUCUCCAAGGCGCAGAUACUUCGUUGGUCCCGACUGUCGGGGACAAGGACGAGGGCGAUGAGAGUCUGAAGAUCCGGAUCCGGCUCAAUCUCAAGGCCAAGAUUCCAAUUAUUCUGAUUACUACCUGGCCCGACAUGGCGUUUGCCCGCAGGUUAGCAAUCCUCCCAGGCGGCCUAGGCGGCCUCGGCUCCAGCAUUGGCAAGAAGCUCCGCGAGCAGGGCGCCCGUCUCGCGAUCCUCUACGCACCCUUUGAGGCCGCCCGACGCGAUGAGCUCCUGCACGCCGGCUACGGCAGCGCCAGCGGCACAAGCACCAGCGACACCGACAUCCGCACCUACGAAUGCGACAUCACGUCGCCGCAAUCCGUCUCGUCCGCCUUCAGCGCCUUGAAAGAAGAAAUGGUCUCGCCGUCGUCGUCAGCAGCGAGCGCGCGCGCCUUCCCCAGCAUCCUCAUCAACACGGCCGGCUACGUCUCCCUCAGCGACAUGGAGCUGACCCCGCCCGAGGAGACGAUGAAACACCUGACCACCAACGUGCUCGGCCCGAUGCUGUGCUCGCAGGCGUUUGCGCGCAUGUACUUCGAGGCCGCGGGGAACGCGGCCGCGUCGACGAACCCGCCGCCGCCGGGGCGCAUUGUGAGCAUCUCGUCGCAGGCGGCGCAUGUCGCGCUGCACCGGCACGGCGCGUACUGCGCAUCCAAGGCAGCGCUGCUGGGGUUGGCGCGCAGUAUGGCGUCGGAGUGGGCGCCGCGUGGGAUCACGUCCAACACGGUGUCGCCGACGGUGGCGUGGACGGCCCUCGGGAAGAAGGCGUGGGGGGAGGAUGCGGUGCGCGAGGCGUUCUUGAAGAAUAUCCCCACCGGGAAGUUCGCGCUGCCGGAGGAUGUUGCUGAUGCGGUGCUUUUUCUGUGUCAGGAUUCGAGCGGGAUGAUCAAUGGUGCAGAUAUUCGUGUUGAUGGUGGGUUUACUAUUCGGUGA
This is a messenger RNA of Aspergillus terreus NIH2624, 1086 nucleotides long. Its product is annotated as putative short-chain dehydrogenase/reductase. The transcript is spliced from 6 exons. Lineage: Eukaryota; Fungi; Ascomycota; Eurotiomycetes; Eurotiales; Aspergillaceae. The record is from RefSeq and is a predicted model, not a curated record. Gene Ontology annotation, molecular function: oxidoreductase activity, acting on the CH-OH group of donors, NAD or NADP as acceptor. Bases 1 to 1086 code for a protein of 361 amino acids.